GCAAUAAAUGAUACUCCUGACUACUGUUUGUCUUUUUUGUUGUAAACUAAUUCGUAUUUAUAUUUAGGCCUACUAUGUCUUUUCUAAUUUCCAUCGUACAAUGUACUCUAUCAAAAGUUUUAUUCAGAAGAGGAUCCCGGAAGAUUUUGAGCACUUUCUUCCAAAUCAUGAAGUGGAACUCAACGAAUGCAUCCGAAUCUAUGCAGGACAACCCCAGCGAGGAAAAUUCUAGAUAUAGGCUUCAUUUAAACGAAAGAAAAAAAUACGAAUGUUUGAAUUGCAGUCGACGCUUCACUCAAAAAACAACUAUAAUGAGACACCUGCGGUAUUUUUGUCUGAGAGGUCAUCAAUACAAGUGCCCCUAUUGUGACAUAAAAGGCUCCUGUUCAUCAAAUAUUUACAGACAUGUCAGGGCUAGACAUACUGGAAGAGAAGCUCGUGCCAUAAAAUUAUUCUCCUCUAUGGAUCCACGUACUGGCCAAAUCUUUCACCAAAGAUGUACGACUACCCACAAUCAUUUCUGUCCCUUCUGCUAUCGUGGUUUCACUCUUAGGAAGAAUAUGUUACGACAUUUACGUUUACGCUGUCCACAAACGACAGAAGGAUAUCAAAAUUUUACUCCAUAAUGAUCUAAAAAUCAAACCUAUAUGUAGAUGUAAAAUAAUAUUUUUUGAAGUUACAAACUUUUUUCUAAUCUUACAAAUUGCGAGCUUAAAACAUAUCCCGAAUUUAAGUUAUUCCAAAUUAUCUAAGUUUUUUUACCAAAGGUAUUCUUGAUGA
Belonocnema kinseyi is the source of this 780-nucleotide messenger RNA. Its product is annotated as zinc finger protein 586-like. The record is from RefSeq and is a predicted model, not a curated record. The coding region runs from base 75 to 626 and encodes 183 amino acids. Lineage: Eukaryota; Metazoa; Arthropoda; Insecta; Hymenoptera; Cynipidae. The transcript is spliced from 3 exons.